Lithohypha guttulata is the source of this 1368-nucleotide messenger RNA. RefSeq lists its product as uncharacterized. Gene Ontology annotation, molecular function: DNA-binding transcription factor activity. Bases 1 to 1368 code for a protein of 455 amino acids. The record is from RefSeq and is a predicted model, not a curated record. Lineage: Eukaryota; Fungi; Ascomycota; Eurotiomycetes; Chaetothyriales; Trichomeriaceae. The transcript is spliced from 3 exons.
AUGUCGUCCGAUAUCUCUUACUAUCCCGUGGUCAACGUCAUCCAAGCACUUCGUGAUUCUAUGUCGGCAACCGACACGACAAGUCUGACGACAGGGUUGCCGGCGAGCUCGUCGUCAGACACGGAUGCGCUGGUCGCUGCCGUCGUCAAUAAUGUCAACCAACAAGAACUCGAUGCAUCCAAUACUGUAGACGGAACUAUUCAGCCUAGUCAAGUCGCCGAAAGUGCUCUAGCAUCAAUGCCAAUUUUAAGUGAAGGACAGUCGAUUCCAGGUCGCGUCCCGAAACCUCGAGCACGAAAGAGUCCUGGUUCUGGAGCCAAGAGAUCCGAGCCCUCUAAACGCAAGUUCGUCUGUUCAUUCUCUCACUACGGAUGUGACGUCGCGCUAAGCUCCAAGAACGAAUGGAAGCGGCAUGUGUCGAUACAACAUUUACAGCUGGGCUUCUAUCGUUGCGACGUAGGUUCUUGCAAUCCCGACAACACCCCAAAUGCUGCACUCAGCAAAAAGGUUUUCAACGACUUCAAUCGAAAGGAUUUGUUCACUCAACACCACCGGCGGAUGCACAAGCCCGAAAGUGGGCCCGGUUCUGGUAACUCGCAAGAUCCAAACAGUUCGGAUUGGCGGGCGUUUGAAGACAGCCUCGAGGAGGUCAGAAGUCGAUGCUGGCAAGAAAGACGCAAGCCACCUCAACGAAGCACUUGUGGUUUCUGCGGCCGCGUUUUCGAAGGUGAAGGUAGCUGGAACGAGCGUAUGGAGCAUGUCGGUAGCCAUUAUGCGCGUGAUCUACCAGAAGCAUCCAAAGAAGAACGAGAAGACGAAGACCUUACCAAUUGGUCGUUAGCAGAAGGAGUGAUCAAGGAAACUCCUAGUGGACGCCAUGUGCUUAUUGAUCAGCCAGCCAGCUCGACCGAUCGGUCAUAUAGUAACCGAAAUAUCGACAUGGCCAUGGUUGAUGCACCACCAAUCUCACCCACUAAUGGACAGACAACGGAUGGACAAUUCAUAGACCGUCUUGAGGACCUCAUCAAUACACUCAUCAAUCCAAAAAAGCCUCGAAUGUCGAAGAGGCUGCAGUGGCGGUGUGACUGUGGUCUGGAUUGCUCAGUCGACUUCGCCGAGGACAAUCAGGAAGAUACGCGCGCUUUUGCUAACCUAGGGAAAAUAUCUAUCAUAUGUCAAAACAGCCAAUCACCCUAUCUCAAGACCAGCAAAACCGAGCAAUACGAGAUCAUCCCCUGUAACGAACUUCACAGUCGCAUUGCCCAGAACAAUAAAAUCGCUACAAACCACGCUCUUCCUCGAGUUGAGGAGGCUCCGGAGGAUGAUAGCAGUAAGAUCGACGGUGACAGCACAUUACCCUCUCUCUGA